This is a messenger RNA of Dracunculus medinensis (Guinea worm), 1650 nucleotides long. The record is from the annotation of a GenBank genome assembly. Lineage: Eukaryota; Metazoa; Nematoda; Chromadorea; Rhabditida; Dracunculidae.
AUGUUUUUCGGUUCGAUUUAUUUGAAAUUGUCAAGAAAUUGUCAAUUCGAUAAUUUGGAACUUGAAGCAGACGAUGAUAUAACGGAAAGCAAACUUAAACGAAAAGUUACUAGAGCAAAAUUAAUUCAUCGUCAUACGCUUAUUUUAUAUGAUCAACAGAUUAAGGAAUUUUCGAAACAAACUAUUCCGCAGUUAUUCGAUCGCGCAUUAAUUGUUAAACUUAUUUCAAGAAACGAUUGUAAUGGACCAUUUUAUAAGAAUAUUAACUGUCGCUAUAUUCCCAUGGUGGUGUAUACUUAUCCAGAAAUCUAUUCAAAUGGACAAUCGUCUUCUGUAGACUGUGCUGAUUUGUUCAUUCCUGAUUUUACUAGAGCUCGACCUUAUUACCAUUGUAAUGUUUUGCCUAGGGAUGAGGAAUUCAUGUUAACACUGACUGAUCAAAAUGGAAAAAGAUCCUUUGCAUAUUGCAUUAAACAUUUUUUGCAAGAAGAUGAGCUUAGCCAGGACAAAGUGCGAGGUUUGCUUCCUGAAGUAUUCGCUUUGGUUUCUCCAAUUCAUGCUUCAACCUUUUAUACUGCUCUUGCUCGAGAGUGUGUGAAACAUUUGCGAAAAGGCCUUGAUAUUUUAAAAAAAUUGCUUGAUGCUAUUUUUAAUCGACGUUUUCCGUCGAACGAUGGUGUUUUACGCGUUACACAAACAGAAGGAAAUUUAUUGAAAAGGGAAAUAACAAUUCGUGGAGAAGGAUCAAUAUUGGGCCACACAAACUGUUCUUUUAUUGUUUCUCGAUUUGGUGUCGAAAUAACUGUUAGCUUAAUUGGAGCACUAUUGGCCGAACAAAGAAUUUUAAUCGGUGGGGAUUCGGUAAUGCAAUCGUUGGUCUCUCUAAUACAACCAUUUUCAUGGCCUUAUACAUUGGUUCCAGUGCUUCCUGAUAGUUUAUUGGAACUUACCAGUUCUCCAACACCAUAUAUACUUGGAAUUCUUAGGAAUAAUCUUCAUAAAUUAAAAGAUCUGAUUGUGGGAGAAAUGGAUAUCGAUGUUGGUGACUGCAUAAAAGAAGGUGUUCUCAUUGUUGAUCUCGAUGGGGGAAUUCUUGUACCACAGCCAUCUCGGCUCUAUGUUGCUAGCAAGAAUCAUGAUUAUAAAGCAAAAUGUGCAAUCGACUUAUGUCAAAAAUUACUUAUCCCUAAGAAGCUUGUUUUAACUCUCAUAUCUUUAUUUAAAGAAGCUCUAGAGAAUGGGCCUAAUUCUGUUGCUGAUGAUCGCCUUCAAAGAGCGAUGCUUACUUGGUUUGCUUCUCUUAUUGGUCAUUAUAAAUCAUGCGGCUAUUAUUCUGCUUAUAUGGCUGAUAUAAAUGGUAAUUCGGAAUUAUUCCAUACUUCUAAGCGUCUGUUAGUAUCAGCACAUUCAUCGAAAUCAGCUAAGAGCUUCACUGAAUGGUUUGUGGAAACGGGCAUAUUUCGUGAUUGGUUACGCAGAAGGGUUACUACAUCAUUAGAUUCAACUGAUAACAAAAUUAUGAAUAGCGAAGAUGCAGCUAAUCAACAUUUUGACGAAAUUUCACUUACGGUUGCUCCACAGUUAUCACAAAAACGUUUUCGGAAUAUAUUUUCUCGUUCACGUUUUGGAAUAUUUCGAUCUUUUUUUUAG